AUGUCUCAUUUAUUACAAGAACAAAAUUCAAGUGUAAAAUCAAACAUAAAACCGAAACAAACUGUUAAAAGUCCAUUAACAAAAAUUGAAAUCGAAUUUCGAUGGUCUAUUUCAGCAGCUCACAUCGCUUUACAAGAAGAAGCUUCAUUAUUGGCUUUACAUCCAAUCGAUCUCAAUAGUCCUAAGACAAGAUCAGUCUUACCUUCUCAACCUUCAACAGCACGAAGUUCGACAACAAAUCAAUCAUCAUCGUCAACACAAAACCUUUCAUUAUCUUCUCCUCGUUUAUCAAAUGUAAAUAAUAUAAAUAAUACAAAAGAAUUAUCGACAUCAACUGAUCAAAAUAAUAAUGGAAGAAAAACUCCAUUAAUUGUUACAUAUUCACAAUUGCAUCGUGCUCAACAACAUUCACAACCAAUGAAAACAUCACGAACAAGUUUUUCUAUAUCUCCAUCAUUAAAUAAUAAACAAAGGAAUAUUUCUAAUAGAUAUAGUCGUUUACCAUUUUCAUCAAAAUCUACUUCAUUAUCAAAAAUUCAACAACGUUUAGCAAUUAACAAAUAUAAAAAAUAA
Messenger RNA from Rotaria sordida, 573 nucleotides. The record is from the annotation of a GenBank genome assembly. NCBI's taxonomy places the organism in Eukaryota, Metazoa, Rotifera, Eurotatoria, Philodinida, Philodinidae.